UUUGUGGACUGCGUUUCCUGUCACCAAGAUACUCGGACUUCAAUAUCGACCACAAACACUCGACCGUGGAAGUUCAAACUGUGCAAAAAGUUGGCACAUUCCGAAAGAUAAGACAACGAAACACGAACAAGCCUCUUACAUUCGUUUGAACCUCUCAUCAUGUCUUUAGGGGUUGCCGAAAAUGGUGUACACCCGGCCACCUUCAGUCUGGUCGAUCGGUUUUGUAAAUGUAGUGCGCGUGUUACGUUUGCCAGAAGAACCUCUUCUAUGUGAAGAGGGAAUCACCUUCAGUAUGAGGCAUGUGCCAUACCGCUCAACAACUUGCAGACCCGAAUUUAUACUACUCUCCCUGCUAGCCAUCGCUUUAGUGCUGAUUGUCCAUCAAUAUUCUCGGGCAGUGUUCGAACAGAAUGAGGUGCUUCAGUACAGGCGCAAUCACGGCGCGUCCUUAACCAAGGACCUACAAGAUACUCCGGGACAUAUGGGAGAACCGGUACUAAUACCUGAGAACCAAUCAGUGCAACUACCGAACAGGGUGAAGGAACAGAUAGCUCUCGGUUGGCAGCGGCAGGGUUACAAUCAAUUCGUAUCCGAUCUGAUCUCCGUUCGCCGAGAGCUGCCGGAUGUGCGUGAUUCUUGGUGUCGUGAGAAAAGAUAUUCCCCGCUAGAUUUGCCACCAGUGUCCGUUGUGAUUGUGUUCCACGAUGAAGCUCUAUCGGUGUUACUGAGGACCGUGCACUCGGUGUUAAACCGCACACCUCCGGAGCUUAUCCGAGAGAUCCUGCUGAUCGAUGAUUGGUCAAGUUUGGUGGAACUGAAAACAUUUUUGGAUGAUUACUUCCUGCCGUACAGUGAUAAGGUACGAAUUCUACGAACUACGAAACGUGUUGGACUGAUAAAAGGAAGAGUUUUCGGUGCCAAGCGUGCGUCCGCUGAAUACUUGGUGUUUCUCGAUGCUCACUGUGAGUGUCUUCCGGGGUGGUUAGAGCCCAUGCUAGAGCUGGUGGUUAAAAAGGACAUCAGUGGAAAAAAUGUAGUUGCAGUACCCACAAUCGACUGGAUAAAUGAGACGACGCUCGCACUUCAGGUGGGUCCAUCAACCGGACUGUAUGGAGCGUUUGAUUGGAAUCUAAGCUUUCAGUGGCGCCCACGGUAUGAUCGCCGCCAACCUCAGGUGGAUAAUUCCCUGGAACCGUUUGAUAGCCCAGUUAUGGCCGGCGGACUAUUCUGUAUUGAGAAGGAUUUUUUUGCUCGUCUAGGCUGGUAUGACUCGGGACUGCAGGUGUACGGCGGUGAAAACAUGGAGCUGUCCUUCAAGGUGUGGAUGUGUGGUGGAGCAAUUCAAAUUGUGCCCUGCUCGCAUGUUGCUCACAUCCAGAAACGGAACCAUCCUUACAUUGGGAGCUACACUAAGGAGCGCGAGCUAACGAUGAAGAACAGCCUCCGUGUGGCCGAAGUUUGGAUGGAUGAGUAUGCCGAGUUUCUCUAUCGCUUGCAUCCCGAUUACCGGACCCUGUUGACCUCACAAAAUCCCAAAACGGUCGAUCUAAAUGAACGACGACUUCUUCGCAGCCGGUUAGCGUGUCGAUCGUUCGGUUGGUAUCUGCAAAACAUCUUUCCCGAGCAGGACGAUCCAUCGCGGGCUCAAGCGAUGGGUUGGAUUCGGAACGAGAACCAAUCGGGCGGACUCUGUCUAACCUGGCCCAUGCGAGAUCGUUCACUAGCGUUGCUUCACUGCCAUGGAUUGGGAGGGCAACAGAUUUGGUUUCAUCGGACAGCGGGCGAGAUCACUCGAGAAGGACACUGUCUUGGUGUUAGGGUUAGCGGAGGAUCACAAGGACCCGAAGUCGUGAUAACACUCUGCACCACCUCCCACACUAACACCAAUGCAUACAAAUGGCUCUACCUUCGCCAGACGGGCCAGCUGAUAAACGUUGGAACAGAACUAUGUUUAGUACCAGCAAGCAGUCGUUUCCGUUUAGCAGUCGUACAAUGUGAUCCGUUGGAAGCUGCGUCCAGUUCCGGUACAGAUACAAACAGCCAACGAUGGACGUUUCAAAUCGAUAAAAUAUGAUCAUGAAAGGAGAAGGUGGCUCAAUAAAACCGCACCGAAAACUAAACCGGGAAAGAAAUAAUUUAAUUUCCUUCCUUCUUGGGAAAGGAAUUGGUUCCCCAAAUAUCGGCACACAUGAUUCAACCACGGGCAUCUCUGCAAAACCGUUACCGACAAACAAACCGGAUGGUUCCCGUGGUGAAAGGAGAAACCAUUUCACCUGCACUCACGUUCGCCAGACGACACACCACCAGCAGCGUCGUGCCGCGUUUGCUAAUUUUGUCGACCAUCGGGCGCGUUCGCGGUGCAAAACAACCGAAACAAGGCGCCAUUAUCACACCGACCGUUUAGGGCGCGCGAGAUGCAGUGAAGGAAGAAUCAAAAAUAAAACCAUCACAGACGAAAGUGGGAGCUCGCCGAAAGAUCAAUGACAGUGAUCAUGGCCGCAACUACUCUCACCAUUUCUUCACUAUGGUUUCGGGGAGCGAUUUACAACGGCAGCCGGUAAUGAUCUUUGGCAUGCUGCUUACCGGACCGGACCGGGAACAGAAGAAAGUACGCAAAGCGAGAUCGUGGACGUACUAAAUAUAGGCCACACACGUAUGGGGCGCCGUUGCAAGGGUUGUUUUUUUUGCGACCAACUGGGAACGCUCUUAUGAUUAGUUUAGAGCACUGAGCUCUGAUUGAUUAAAUGUGAUGUAACGCUACUACGAGGGUCGGCUAAGUACAAUCGAUCGGCAAUUUACGGUGGAGAUGUAAUUUCAGAGAGACGAAGUACGAUUGAUGCGUAAUGCGCGCGGAGGAGGAUGUAAGAGCUCUGAUGCAUUAGGCCUACACUGACUGGAUUGAUCAAUCGU
This is a messenger RNA of Anopheles stephensi (Asian malaria mosquito), 2910 nucleotides long. Its product is annotated as putative polypeptide N-acetylgalactosaminyltransferase 9. The record is from RefSeq and is a predicted model, not a curated record. The transcript has 5 exons. Gene Ontology annotation, cellular component: Golgi apparatus. NCBI's taxonomy places the organism in Eukaryota, Metazoa, Arthropoda, Insecta, Diptera, Culicidae. The coding region runs from base 182 to 2074 and encodes 630 amino acids.